Molecule: messenger RNA, 484 nt
Organism: Mustela erminea (ermine)
Lineage: Eukaryota; Metazoa; Chordata; Mammalia; Carnivora; Mustelidae
Gene: CHTF8
Product: chromosome transmission fidelity factor 8
Exons: 4
Coding region: 90-455 (121 amino acids)
Biological process (GO): mitotic sister chromatid cohesion
Cellular component (GO): Ctf18 RFC-like complex
Source: RefSeq, a predicted model, not a curated record
UUCGGUUGUCGCCCGUUGGCCGCGCGGCGCCGCGCUCGGCGGCCGCCAUUGCAGCUUACUUUCAGUUGCUUUUUAAAGACGGAAAGCUCAUGGUGCAAAUUGUUAUUUCCAGUGCUGGGGCUGGAGGCCUGGCAGAAUGGGUGCUGAUGGAGCUACAGGGGGAGAUCGAGGCUCGCUACAGCACUGGAUUAGCUGGAAACCUCCUGGGAGACCUACAUUACACCACUGAGGGAAUCCCUGUGCUGAUCGUGGGGCAUCAUAUCCUGUAUGGAAAAAUCAUCCAUCUGGAGAAACCUUUUGCUGUCCUUGUCAAACACACUCCUGGGGAGCAGGACUCUGAUGAGCUUGGCUGCAAGACUGGCACCCGGUACCUGGUGACAGCACUCAUCAAAAACAAGAUCCUUUUCAAAACUCGCCCCAAACCCAUUAUCACCAACGUCCCCAAGAAAGUAUGAAAGAACCCCGGAUUUUCCCUAGAGAGCGG